Centrocercus urophasianus (Greater sage-grouse) is the source of this 738-nucleotide messenger RNA. RefSeq names its product transmembrane protein 61 (gene TMEM61). The transcript is spliced from 2 exons. Bases 1 to 642 code for a protein of 213 amino acids. The record is from RefSeq and is a predicted model, not a curated record. NCBI's taxonomy places the organism in Eukaryota, Metazoa, Chordata, Aves, Galliformes, Phasianidae.
AUGGUGGCCGCCUCGUUCCGCUACGGCGUCACCAUCACCGGGGUCGUGCUGUUGGUGACGGGGACGCUGUGCUUCGCCUGGUGGAGCGACGGGGAGGUGGGCACAGCAGUGGGCAGCGGGGCUCACCUCCUGCCCCCCAGCGAGGCCCAGGCCGUGCCCAGCUCCUCCAACGCGCUGCUGCGCUCCGUCAGCUUCUUCUGCUGCGGCAUCGGCGGCAUCCUGCUCCUCUUUGGGCUGCUCUGGUCCGUCAAAGCCAACGCCAGCGUGGUGUCACGGCGCUAUCAGUACCGCUUCCCCCGCGACCUGCAGUACUUCACCGCUGAGCCCCCGGAGAAGUGGAACUGCAGCUCCUGGGACGCCACUGCCAUCCCCACCUACGAAGAAGCCCUGACCUGCAGACCUGCUCAUGGCACGUACCUCCACCCCGCAGUGAGCAAGGAGGAGCUGACACCACCGCCAUAUCAUGACUUGGAGGAGGAGGAGGAGGAAGAGGAUGAGCGUUGGCAGAGCGGCCGCCGCCUCAGCUCCUCCGACAGCGCCUUGUUCCGCCCCAGCCCCUCAUGGUUGGACACCCAGAGCCCUGCUGGGCCACAGGAAACGCCGCCCCCCAGCUACGAGAACAUCAGUGUUCGGGGUGUCUGACUGAGCCCCGUCCUUCAGCAAGGGGAGAGAGCGGGUGGCACGGGGCUGCCUGCAUUCUGAGCAAUGCAUCUGGGACAAUGUUCGCAGCUGGCAUGU